AUGUCCGGCGCAAGUUUUGCUUCGCUUGAUACACCCGAAACGCCGACUCUCAUUGUAGUAUCUCCUGUGAAUGAAGAAAAACAGUCGAUUCCAGAAAUUCCAGCUUGGAAACUUCUCAUCAUUUCAAUGCCUCGUUUGGCAAUACGAAUGUCGUGGGCAGCGCGUUGGGCAGCUCUUGGACCUUAUUUACGAACGAUGCUCCCUCCUUAUGCUGUGCAACUGACACAACUCAGCGGACCAUUGUGUGGUAUCUUUCUGGCUCCGAUCAUCGGUGUGUUUUCUGACCGUAGUACCUGUAAAUUUGGACGUCGUCGACCAUUCCUUGUUUUAUCAGCGAUCGCAGGCGUUCUCUGUUGGAUUUUGAUGAGUUACACACAUGAGUUAGGCAAUGCGCUAGGCGACGUUGGGACUGGAAAACCUGGCGAAGUGACAGAUCGCACAUGGACUGCUGUGCUCACUGUCUUUUUCUACCUUUGUACCGACAUCACGGUCAGCCUUGCACAAAUUCCAGCUGUAUUGCUUAUUUCAGACUUUGCUGGCAAGCGACAAACUCUCGGUGCUGCCCUUGGUCAAGGAUGGGCAACUUUGGGUGCAAUCAUUGUGGCCUUGUACACGGAAGCUUUUGUUUGCAUCGGUGCUGCAUGCUACGUAGCGAACGAAAUUCCACGGAAGAAGCAAGAUAUGGAAAAGCGAAGUUGCUGUGGAAAUGUCAUGCAUGCAUUCAGCUCCAUCUACUCAGCUGUCUUCACGCUUCCAAAAGUAUUGAUGAUAUUUUGCUUCGUGAUGUUCUUGAAUCAGUAUGCUUUCGCAUCUUACAAUAGCAACAAAGGCAUGUUUUUCGGCAUCGAAGUUUUUAAAGGAGAUGCCACGAAUGCUGCAACGUGUGGUGACGAGUGCUCAAAACAACAGCUUGACUACAAUCGUGGUGUACAACUCGCUGGAGGUCUUAUCGACCUCCUUUAUUCUAUCGUCGGAUAUAUGUACUCGUGGGUACUUCCUCCUCUCAUCCAUCGCUUUGGAGCUCAACGCAUGGUGACACUUGCAACUAUUCCCCUGAUCUUCUUGAUUUUUGUUGCAUUCAACGACGUCGUAGAACUGAGCGUAGUAGUAUUAGCACUCACGUCCAUCACAGUCAGCACAUUCUUUGCGCUGGCAGUGCCGAUCAUUGUGCAGAUAUUUGGAAUUACUGCCGACAUUGGUGUCUAUGUAGGCGUCAUCAGCUCUGCAAACGCAUCCGGUCUACUACUGAACUUCAUUGCUGGCUCGGCAUUGGUAGAAACGUCUUUGGGUUACCGCCUGCCCGUUUUCUUAGGAGGAGUUAUUGGGAUGGUAUCGUUUCUUGUUUGUCUCUUCUUCUUCAAAAUCAAGAUGACCUCAAUGUGA
Molecule: messenger RNA, 1383 nt
Organism: Plasmopara halstedii
Lineage: Eukaryota; Oomycota; Peronosporomycetes; Peronosporales; Peronosporaceae
Product: glycoside-pentoside-hexuronide :cation symporter family
Exons: 2
Coding region: 1-1383 (460 amino acids)
Cellular component (GO): membrane
Molecular function (GO): sucrose:proton symporter activity
Source: RefSeq, a predicted model, not a curated record